AUGGUUCAGAUCAAGUGCACCGUGACGCACGGGAAAGAGUUCCAGCUGAGCGAAUACCGCGCGAUCCCGGAGAAGGACGGCAACCAUCCGGGAUACUACUGCGUCAAUAACGUGGACGUCGUCGUUCCGCCGGAGAUGACGUACGCGGAGUUCCGCAAGACCAUGAACAAGAGCUGGACGAAGUUGUACCAGAACUUUCGCAUGACGCAGCCCAUGUACGACGAGCUGUACAGGUGGGAGAUGAACUCGAACGAAUCUCUAGGCGAUAUCAAGGGACCCGACGGUCAAGCCGUGCGAGAUCACAAGAGGACGCCGGUCGUCGACGGCGAACACACGCUGAACAUGAGGGAGAUACCGCCCCAGGGGUAUGAGUACUUAUGCGCCAUGUGCGUGGUGAGCUAG
Molecule: messenger RNA, 402 nt
Organism: Micromonas pusilla CCMP1545
Lineage: Eukaryota; Viridiplantae; Chlorophyta; Mamiellophyceae; Mamiellales; Mamiellaceae
Exons: 1
Coding region: 1-402 (133 amino acids)
Source: RefSeq, a predicted model, not a curated record